AAUUUCAAUCCUCUUUCACUCUCUCUCUUCAAAAUAUCUCCUAUCAAAUUUCCCAUCCCAACAGGGUAUACCCCUCCAUAUAUAAGCAUCUCUCACAAACUAUCACAGUAACCUUUUCUCUCUUUCUUUCUCUCCAUCAUCAUCAACAAAAACAACUACAGCAACAGAAACAAAAACAAACAACAGUAACAUCAAAAUCACAUAUCAAUAAAAUCAUUUUCCAACUCAAACAACCCUAGAAAAAAACAACACCAUGUCCCUUGAAGACUCCCUAAGAUCUCUUUCUCUUGAUUACUUAAAUCUUCUCAUCAACGGACAAGCCUUCAGCGACGUCGUUUUCAGCGUCGAAGGCCGUUUAGUCCACGCUCACAGAUGCAUCUUAGCAGCAAGGAGUCUCUUCUUCAGAAAAUUCUUCUGUGGGCCAGACCCGCCUUCCGGACUCGACCCGUCAGGCAACCGAGUCAACUCAUCAACAAGGUCCGGUGUUAUACCGGUGAACUCAGUGGGCUACGAGGUUUUCUUGCUGAUGCUUCAGUUUCUCUACAGUGGUCAAGUUUCUAUUGUUCCGCAGAAACAUGAACCUAGGCCUAAUUGCGGCGACCGUGGUUGUUGGCAUACGCAUUGUACCUCGGCCGUUGAUCUCGCUCUUGAUACUCUCUCCGCCGCGAGAUACUUUGGGGUUGAACAGCUUGCAUUGCUCACUCAGAAACAACUUGCUAGCAUGGUGGAAAAAGCUUCUAUUGAAGAUGUAAUGAAAGUGCUACUAGCAUCAAGAAAACAAGACAUGCAUCAACUAUGGACAACAUGUUCUCACCUCGUCGCGAAAUCUGGUCUUCCGCCGGAAGUGCUGGCGAAGCAUCUUCCGAUAGACAUCAUAGCGAAAAUCGAAGAGCUUCGAAUGAAAUCAUCCUUAUCACGCCGCUCCUUAAUCCCUCACCACCACCACAACCCUCACCAUCACCACGAUCAUCUCACCGCUGCAGCAGACCUCGAAGACCAAAAGAUCCGUCGGAUGAGACGUGCCCUCGACUCCUCGGACGUGGAGCUAGUUAAACUCAUGGUAAUGGGAGAAGGCCUUAACCUCGACGAAGCAUUAGCGUUACCUUACGCGGUUGAGAGUUGCAGUAGAGAAGUGGUGAAAGCCUUGUUAGAACUCGGUGCAGCUGAUGUGAAUUUCCCGGCCGGUCCAACCGGUAAAACCCCGCUUCACAUUGCUGCCGAGAUGGUCUCGCCGGACAUGGUGGCCGUGCUUCUCGACCACCACGCUGACCCGAAUGUAAGAACAGUCGACGGCGUUACACCUUUAGACAUUCUGAGAACCCUAACCUCAGACUUUCUCUUCAAAGGCGCUGUCCCUGGAUUAACUCACAUAGAACCAAACAAACUAAGGCUGUGUUUGGAGCUUGUUCAAUCUGCAGCUCUUGUCAUGUCAAGAGAAGAAGGUAACAACAACAAUAAUGCUAAUAACAACAACACAGGAUCUUCAGCAACAAACAUGUACCCUCACAAUCAUAUGAAUGAAGAACAUCAUAGUCAUCACAACAACAACAGUAACAUGGAUUCAAGGUUGGUGUAUCUUAACCUUGGUGCUAAUACUCAAAUGAGUACUUCAAGGUUGGAUUCUGGUGAUGAUGAUCAUAAUAGUAAUCAAAGGGAAGCUAUGAAUCCAUCCAUGUAUCAUCAUCAUCAUUCUCAUGACUACUAAUUUGUUCCAUCUUUGCAUGUAAGAGUAAGAGUAGUUUCUCCCUAAUUAAAAUUAAUAUUUUCAAAUAGACAUUCACUGAUAUUAUUAUUAUUAUUAUUAUUAUUAUUAUUA
Lathyrus oleraceus (garden pea) is the source of this 1816-nucleotide messenger RNA. Lineage: Eukaryota; Viridiplantae; Streptophyta; Magnoliopsida; Fabales; Fabaceae. The record is from RefSeq and is a predicted model, not a curated record.